This is a messenger RNA of Vigna unguiculata (cowpea), 3913 nucleotides long. RefSeq lists its product as uncharacterized. The record is from RefSeq and is a predicted model, not a curated record. NCBI's taxonomy places the organism in Eukaryota, Viridiplantae, Streptophyta, Magnoliopsida, Fabales, Fabaceae.
AUUGGGACUGCUAAAUUCACCACUCCUUUUACUCUGUUCUAGUGUUCACUCUAUCUGUGUGAUGAUAAUGAAGAAUAUUGAAGCGUUGACGUUUGUGGUGUGUGUGGUGUUGCAGGUUGCGUACGGAGAACACCAUAUGAGAUGCAUUCCAAAGGAGAGGGAAGCACUCCUUCAAUUCAAGGCUGCCAUCGUCGAUCGUUACGGCAUGCUCUCCUCUUGGACCACUCCCGACUGUUGCCGGUGGGAGGGGAUUCGCUGCAGCAACCUCACCGGCCACGUUCUACGCCUCCACCUUCCUGGACAGUUUAAUGCUGACAUCUCUCGUGAUUAUAUGAGCGGAGAGAUCCACACGUCGUUGAUGGAGUUGCAACAAUUAGAAUAUUUGAACCUCAGCUCUAAUUAUUUUCGAUUUAAAGGAAUCCCAGAGUUUCUCGGUUCUCUCAUAAACUUGAAAUACCUAGAUUUGUCGUCAUCUCAAUUUGGCGGAAAAAUUCCAAGUGAGUUAGGUUCUCUUUUUCAUUUGAAAUACUUAAACCUUGCUUGGAAUUAUUAUUUGGAGGGUUCAAUUCCCCGUGAGCUUGGAAAUCUUUCUCGGUUGCAAUAUCUUGAUCUCAGAGGCCAUAGUUAUCUUGUAGGAUACAUACCAUCGCAACUUGGAAACCUUUCAAAUUUGCAUAAGCUUUAUCUCGGAGGAUAUGAUGGUGCUCUCAAUAUUGUCACAACUGAUCACUGGCUUUCUAAUCUUAUUUCUUUAACUCAUCUUUCCUUCCAAUCCAUAUCUAAUUUUGACCGUUCUCCUAGUUGGUUUCAAAUGGCUGCCAAGCUACCAAAACUAAGAGAAUUGAGUUUAGUUGGAUGCGGCCUUUCAGAUCAUUCUGUCCUUUCAUUCAACCCUUCCAACUUCAAUUUUUCUGCUUCCCUUACCGUCCUUGAUCUUUCUCAAAACUCCUUCACGCAAUCAAUGAUAUUUCAGUGGGUGUCAAACACCACUUCUAGCCUUGUUGAGCUUUAUCUUAGUUCGAACCUCUUGGAGGGUUCCACAUCAAAUGGUUUUGGCUUGUUCAUGAAUUCGCUUGAGCGCCUUGACCUCUCUUAUAAUGUCUUCAAGGGUCAGGAUUUGAAAUCUUUUAUGAAUAUAUGCACCCUAUGUUAUUUAGACAUGUCUGGAAACAAUAUGACUGAAGACUUUCUAUCAAUUAUUCAUCAUCUGUCUAGUGGUUGUGCUAGGUACUCAUUGCAAGAGUUGAACUUUAAAUUCAAUCACAUCACACGCUCUCUAGUUGAUCUAUCAAUAUUCUCAUCUUUAAAAAGAUUGGAUCUUUUUGAGAAUCAAUUGAGUGGGAAGACAUCUGAAGAAAUAAAAUUGCCAUCUCAGUUGGAACAGUUGUCAAUUGGAUCUAACUCUUUAGAAGGUGGUGUUCCAAAAUCUUUUGGUAAUACAUGUACUUUGGAAUUAUUGGAUUUGUCUCGUAAUAAAUUAAGUGAAGAUCCUACAAUCAUAUUUGAUCAUUUGUCUGGAUGUUCUAGAUUCUCAUUGCGAGAAAUAUAUUUAUCUCAAAAUAAACUCAAUGGCACAUUGCCUGAUUUUUCAAUGUUUUCGAAGUUGGAAAUGCUAGAUCUAUCGGGGAAUCACUUAAAGGAUGGAAUUUUGAAAUCACCCCACCACAAUGGUACUGUUUUGCGUUCAUUGCGCCUAUCUAAUAAUCUUCUGAACGGAAAUCUUCCAACAAUAAUCUACCACUUAUCUCAAUAUAGUAGAUACUCGUUGCAACUUUUAGAUUUGAGCAUGAAUCAAAUCAGUGGCACUUUGCCCAACAUUCUCUCAAUGUUUUCAUCCUUAAAAAGGUUAUACCUUGAGAGUAACAAGCUAAAUGGGACAAUUUCUGAAGAUCUUCUAUUUUCGGCUGAACUUGAAGUUCUCAAUUUGAGGUCAAACUCUUUGAAAGGUGUGAUUACUGACUCUCAUUUUUCUAAUAUGUCAAAGUUAGUGGCAUUGUUGUUAUCAGAUAACCUAUUGACAGUAGAUUUUAGUCAAAUUUUCAAUCCAUCUUUUCAAUUGGAUGUUAUUGAUUUGAGAUCUUGCAAGCUAGGUCCAUUAUUUCCCAAAUGGUUAGAAACACAAAACAUGCUUAACGGCAUUGACAUUUCAAAUAGUGGAAUAUCAGAUAUUGUUCCAGAAUGGUUUUGGACUAAAUUAGCACUACAAGAAUGGAUCACAGUUAAUAUUUCAUUUAAUAAUCUACAAGGUGUAAUUCCAAAUUUGCCACUAGGGAAUCCUUAUGAAUUUAUUAGUCUUGCAUCAAAUCAAUUUGAAGGUCAAGUUCCAUCAUUUUUAAGAGGCUCAAUGUUUCUUGAUUUAUCUAAUAAUAAAUUCACAGAUUCUCGUUUAUUUUUAUGUUCUAGUGGUGUAGUUGAAACUUCAUACCAAUUAGAUCUUUCAAAUAAUAAGUUUUUUGGAAAAAUUCCAUACUGUUGUACCCAUUUCAAGUCAUUGAUUUAUUUAAAUAUGAGUCAAAAUAAAUUUUCUGGAAAUAUUCCUACUUCAAUGGGAUCACUCCUUGAACUUCAAGUAUUGUUAUUGAGAAACAAUAGCUUAACAGGUGACAUCUCUUCCUCAUUGGGAAAUUGCACAAAGUUAGUGAUGUUAGAUAUGGCAGAAAAUAGAUUAUCAGGAUCUAUUCCACAUUGGAUUGGGAGCAAAUUGCUAAAGUUACAAAUUUUAAGCUUGGGAAACAAUCACUUCAAUGGAAGUUUACCAUUGCAAAUUUGUUAUCUAAGAAGCAUUCGUAUAUUGGAUCUCUCCCAAAACAACCUAUUUGGACAAAUUCCUAAAUGCAUAAAAAAUUUCUCUUCAAUGACGCAAAAAGCUUCUUUGAGAGAUCAUAAGGUUCAUCAAUAUUCGGUCAACACCACCUAUGUCCAAGGUAACACUUCAUACAAUUUGAAUGCAUUAUUGACGUGGAAAGGUUCAAAACAAAUGUUCACAAAUAAUGGAUUAUCUCUUCUAAAAAGCAUUGAUCUCUCAAACAAUCAAUUUUCAGGAGAAAUUCCAAAAGAAAUUGGAGAUUUAUUUGAUUUGAUUUCAUUGAAUUUAUCAAGAAAUAAUUUGAUGGGAAAAAUUCCUUCAGAUAUUGGAAAGUUAAAAUCACUUGAAUUUAUUGAUUUGUCAAGAAACGAACUUAUUGGUUCAAUUCCUUCAGGUCUUGCUCAAAUUGAUCGACUCACAAUGUUAGAUUUGCCACAUAAUUAUUUAUCUGGAAAAAUUCCAAUAGACACGCAAUUACAAAGUUUCGAUGCUUCAAAAUAUGAAGGUAAUGUUGAUCUUUGUGGCCCACCAUUAGAGAAAUUGUGUCCCGAUGGAGUUCUCAACCAAAAACCACAUGAAGAUAACAAUUUGGUUUUCAAUCAUGAAUUUUAUGUGAGUAUGGCAAUUGGAUUUGUUAUAAACUUUGGAGGAGUAUUUGGUUCAAUCUUAGUGAUACGUUCUUUGCGACAUGUGUAUUUCAAGUUCUUGAGUAACAUAGCAGACACUCUUUAUAUCAUGACAACAGUAAAAAUAUUCAAGUGGUGGCGCAGGACAUAGCUGAGGAAUCUGAAUGGAUUAUAGGUGCUAAAUAGUGUAUGUGGAAAAAUGGAAUUGUUGUUGAAGAAUGAAAGGGUUGUGUUGAAAGGACAUCAAAGAACAGAGCAAAGAACGACUUCUUGAGAUGAGAAGGCACCAAGGUUUGGAGAAAAAUAAUUGAGGAAGGUUUCUGCGUUUUUAUUUUCUUUAAAACUUUAUUUUCUUGUCUAUUUUUAUUUUGUAAUGACUUGUUGAAUUCCUUUAAGCUCGAGGGAGCCAUUAUGAUUGUAAUGUUGUUCAUUUUUUUUUUUUUCUGAGUACUCUGUUCAUAGCAUAGCCUUUAAAUCUAAG